This is a messenger RNA of Platichthys flesus (European flounder), 2574 nucleotides long. RefSeq names its product syntaxin binding protein 6 (amisyn), like (gene stxbp6l). The transcript has 7 exons. The coding region runs from base 208 to 1101 and encodes 297 amino acids. NCBI's taxonomy places the organism in Eukaryota, Metazoa, Chordata, Actinopteri, Pleuronectiformes, Pleuronectidae. The record is from RefSeq and is a predicted model, not a curated record.
UGGUGAAUCCGUGCCUUCCCAGCAAGGCACGCCAUUUGGUGUGCUGGGGUAUUAAUUCAUGAGUGAAACCUUGGAAAUUCUGAGUUAACAGGCUACUGACUAAACACUUAAACUAACGGAACAACCUCCUCAACUUGGAACCACGGCAAGAAGCAAGAGUCUAGCUUUUUAGUAGAGAACAGAACAAGGACAGGUCACAGAAGCACAAUGAACAUUCAGUCUGCCAUCAACAAAGAGGUAUUCAUCCCUCGUGAUGAGCGGAUGCUGGUGGCAGUGGAGGUGUGGAGGCGGAAAAGGAAGAGACUAUCCAUCCUACUAAGUGGAGCCAAAGCAGAGUAUGCAACAUUCAUCUGUGUGUCAGUGACUAACAGGAGGCCACAUCAGCUCCUCAUAACAAAGGUGAAGCGAUUCAGUGGAUCGUCCUCCUUCACUAGGAGGUCCAAGUGGACGGUUGAGCAGCUCCGACAGGUCAAUGGCAUCAACCCAAACAAGGAAACCCCGGAGUUUGACCUGGGGUUUGACAAUGGUGUGGAUCAGUGGGUGGCCAACUCAUCAGCAGAAAAGUGUAUCUUUAUCCAGAUCCUGUACCAUGCCUGCCAAACCUACUGGGUGGAAAAAGCAGGGGAUAUGGGAAAGACUGGUAAGGUGGGCAAGAUGGGUCGCCAGGGGAGUGCUAUUCAGGGCACCCAGGAUGAGAUCAGAGCUGGUCCUAGUGGAUCCUCACCUCGCUCUGCAUCCAGAACCCUGCAGGCCAGACGGAAAAGCUACAGUCCUCCCAAACAGACAGAGUUCAUCAACUGCCAGUCCAAACUCACAAGAGAUGCCUGCACCAUGAAUCUGGUGAUCUAUCGCUGCAAAGCCUUCUUGAACCAUAUGAAGAAAAGGAUGGUUGCAAAUCAAAACCGAUCAGCAGGUCGAGGUCAGCCUGGGCAGCGUGUCACAGGCAGCACUGUGGGUGAUGUAGUCCAGAGGGUGAACGUGGCUCUGGGGGAGCGUGGAGACAGACUGACUCGUGCUGAGGACAAGACUGUGGAGCUGAUGCAAAAAGCUCAGCAGUUUGGGGACACUGCUCACCAGCUGGCCCUGAAGUAUUCAAAGUAGAGUCUUUAAAGGAGGAGGAUGAAUUCUACAGGAUGUUGAAGAUGAGUCUUGUAACAUGGGCAAUAACACUGUCUGAUGCGCUCUGGGCUUAGUCUGUUUGUGUGGAGGCAACCGGAGAAGAGCGACUCUCAGGCAUUAUAGACUGUCCCAAAACUACUUCCUUUUAACCUGAGUACAGCAGAGACAAAUAGUCUGUUAUUCUAAUCUUUGCUUUUCCUCGAUCUGAGGAUCAUCUGUGUUCAGCGUUUGUCUUUAUCCUACUAUCAGAUGAAGCUACAGUUAUUAAACAUUAUGUUGUGUAAUGAUAAGUGGAAAUUUAUCAAAUUUAUCAGAGGGAAUUGUAAAUUGUUGGUAAUGUGUGUAAAUGAUUAAAUUGCACUAAAUGUUUGAUUUGAUAAUUAUCCUGCAACUCUUAUAACCACAUGUUGCCAUUAUUAUGUGUUCCUCAUGUAUGUAUGUGUUUGUGUGUUUGGAUGUUUCAGUGAACAAUAUCGUGUUCAGUGUCAUGAAGUCAAACUUGUUUUGUCCUUUAAGUUCCUAUUUAUGUAUCCUGAAUGUCAAAGCAUCACUUUAUAUGUUUGUAUGUUGUACUGUGUCGUCCACUUUGUACAUGUCAUCACUGUUUUUGGGUGUGUAUUUUUCUGAGUGUUUAUUUAGGGGAGUUCCAUAUUGAGAAGUGUGAGUGGAGAUGGUCUGCCUAGAAAAGUGAGGUUGAAACAUUGAAUCUCCUUGUAUUCACAUCUGAUCCAAACAGUGAGUGGUGUAUUUGGGAUUUUAACUUUUUGUCCCUUGGUAUUCUGAUAAAGGGGAAUAUAUUCUAACCAAACCUCUCUUUUGUGGUUUUUUCAUUGCUUUUGGAUACAGUUUUAAUGCUCAUAAUGUAUAUGUCUCUGAUCUAUUAACCUAUUUAUAAUUAUCUCACUCCUUUCAUUGACCCAGUUAUAUAAGACUGGACUUGUAUAUUGGCUGUUCUUGUUGAGGCCACCAGGAGCUGCUGAAGCAGCUAAAAAUACACAAUCCCAAAGCAACUGACAGAAACAUCGUUGAAAUGUGACUGAUGAAGUUUCAUUAAAUUAUUUUGUUUAAUGAACAGUUUUAAAAAUGUGACUUUAAUCCAAUCACUCAAUAGACUAGAUUUGAACAGAUUAGUUCACAAAGCUCUUCCUCAACAGCUCUCAGUCUCUCUCUGUUUUUAGUUUUUAUCGCAGUCAAGCUUGAAAAGCUCAGCUCACACAGAUAUGUUGUGGAAAACAGGAGCAAUGUCCAAAUAGCUUUGUUGGCCAGAUUGGGGGACUCCUUGGCAGCAGAUAACCAAAAACUGUUCAAAGGAAGAUCAGCAAACGUUUAGCUUUAAACCAUGAUCUUGUUUCAGUUCAAUGAGUUCCUCUUGCUCAAAGUCAUGUCCUUUCCAGCAACUGAUGCUGAGCUGUAUGGGUCCCUAACCCAGUCAAGGCAUUCUGUGAACGUUGAAGA